Messenger RNA from Arabis nemorensis, 213 nucleotides. NCBI's taxonomy places the organism in Eukaryota, Viridiplantae, Streptophyta, Magnoliopsida, Brassicales, Brassicaceae. The record is from the annotation of a GenBank genome assembly.
AUGUCGUCUGAAUGUCCUGAGAAGAACGCAUGGCCGGAGCUUUUGGGAAAAAGGGGAGACUAUGCGGCUUCAGUGAUAGAAAGAGAGAACCCGAGGGUCGAUGCAGUCGUGAUUUUGGAGGGAAGUCCGGUGACUGGAGACUUUAGGUGCGACCGGGUCAGGGUUUGGGUUAAUAGCCACGGGAUCGUCGACCGAAUCCCUGCCUCCGGCUAG